Molecule: messenger RNA, 757 nt
Organism: Anopheles moucheti
Lineage: Eukaryota; Metazoa; Arthropoda; Insecta; Diptera; Culicidae
Product: syntenin-1-like
Exons: 4
Coding region: 24-710 (228 amino acids)
Cellular component (GO): cytoplasm; plasma membrane
Molecular function (GO): protein binding
Source: RefSeq, a predicted model, not a curated record
CAUUCGAAACAAGCGUAAGAUCGAUGUCGAUCAGUUGGGAACAGCAGGAUUUGUUUGUUUCCUCGGACAGAUCCGCCGUGAACAUUGAAGGUGCGAGUAAUGUCCAGCAGCGUUAUCCCAUACGAAUUGCGCGAUUCCCAGCCGCCAAUGGAAUUAGAGAACUGCUCGUACGCAAAGGUGAAGGAGGCAAAAUUGGUGUUACCGGAAGGCGCAUACACGAAGGCAAGAUUCUCAUCUGUGGCGUCACUCGAAGAAGUCCUGCAUAUAUGGCAGGCCUUCGGUACGGGGAUGAAAUAUUGUGUCUAGAAAAUGAAUUACUUUCCGCGUUGGAGCUAGAUCGUGUGCGUGAUUUGGUCCGGAAGAAUCUGCGUAAUAGUAUAAGGUUACGCACCAAAGACAAACCAGAUGAACGGUACGUGACAAUUGCGAGAGAUGUGCAGAAAGGUUUCGGGUUCCGGUUUAUGAAUGGAGAAAUCACCUUUGUCCGGAAAAACACCGCGGCAGAACGACGAGGUCUGGAACGAAGGCUCCAAAUCAUAGAGGUCAACGAGGAGGUUGUCGUUGGGAUGCAGGAUGAAGAUAUUGAAGCGAUCAUCAAUGCCAAGGAUGAUGUGGUCACCCUAUGUGUAGUACCGGUGAAAGUGUACCGACAACUGUUCAGCAGGUUAUAUCCAACCGAAAGCGAUGCGCUCACGUACGUUGAAUUAUAAAUCGGUACAGCGUCUUAACUUUAGGAUAUUACCAUAGCGCGCUCUCC